Molecule: messenger RNA, 404 nt
Organism: Prorocentrum cordatum
Lineage: Eukaryota; Dinophyceae; Prorocentrales; Prorocentraceae
Source: the annotation of a GenBank genome assembly
GCGGGCACGUGGCUGCCCGCAGCCAGUUUAUUCUGCUGGGCCCCGCGGCGCUGCAUUGCCGCCCGUGCCCCGCUGCGCGGAGCGGCGGCCGACAGCCCCUCCGCUCCGUGGCGGUGCUCGCGGCACCGCUAGUGCCCGCCGGGGCGCUGCUUGCGGGCUGGCGGCGCCUUCGCGUGCGGCCGCGGCCGAGGCUUGCGCGCUGCGCCAUGUCGUCCUCAGAGUCGCCAGCCUGGACACUAUUGUAUUUCGGAGCGCCGACUCGCGGCGAGCAGAUCCGGAUGCUGUUCCACUUGACGGAGACGCCGUUCGAGGACGUGCUGCUAGAGUUUCCGAAGGGCCUUGACAAGUACAAGCACUACGAGUCUGUCAGUGCAGGGGCAGAACUCGGGCUGGGGGCUGGGUGA